Messenger RNA from Microthlaspi erraticum, 528 nucleotides. The record is from the annotation of a GenBank genome assembly. Lineage: Eukaryota; Viridiplantae; Streptophyta; Magnoliopsida; Brassicales; Brassicaceae.
AUGACAGGAGUCAAAGAAAAUCUUCAGGAAGUGAAGAAGCUAAAAGGAGGGAAGGUCACUUUUGGAUGUGGAACCAAGGGAAUGAUUCAAGGCAAGGGACGCACCUCUGAUGAGCAACCUCAGCUUAUGAACGUCUAUCUCGUUCAAGGUCUGAAGUCAAACCUGAUCAGUGUCAGCCAGCUUUGUGAUGAAGGUUUAACGGUCUGGUUUAACAAGAUAGAGUGCAAAGCCAUUGACUCUGACGGAAAGACAGUCCUACGUGGAGUUCGCUCAGGCAACAACUGUUACAUGUGGGAUCAAUCUGCUAAGUGCUUAAGUGUCCGAGAUGAUGUUGAACUAUGGCACAAACGAUUGGGUCACAUGAAUGUUCGACAUCUCACCGACUUGGUGAAUAAGGAGAUUGUUCGUGGUGUUCCGAAGCUGAAGGGAACUGAGAAACUUGUAUGUGGUCCUUGCAAUCAAGGAAAGCAAAUCAAGGUUCAGCACAAGAAGGUGGCAGAUGUACAAUCCAAGACUGUUUUGGACUAG